GCUGCUUCUCGGCGGCAUUUUGGUGGCGACGCUUCUCGGCGGCAUUUUGGUGGCUGGUUGUCCGGCGGCUGCGCUCCUCGGCGGCGGGUUGUCCGGCAGAAGCGCUCCCUUGUCAGUAGGCGGGCGCACAUAAAUGCCCUGGGGGGCACCAUGGCACCCGCGGGCACCGCGUUGGGGACCACUGGACUAGAUGAUCACAGUGGUCCCUUCUGGCCUUAGAGUCUAUGAAUCCUGCUCCCCGUGUCUCUUAGUGGCCGUACUGCCAGAAACGCUGCAGCUACUGCAACUUCAACAAGUACAUCCCCCGGGGCCUAGACGAGGAGUCCAUGAGGAGCUGUCUCACUCGGGAAGCCCAGACCCUGAUCCGCCUCAGCCAGGUCCAGAGGAUCAGCUCGGUGUUCUUCGGCGGGGGCACCCCGAGCCUGGCGAGCCCAUUCACCAUCGCUACUGUCCUGGAGACCGUCUCCCGCUGCGCCCACUUGGCGGCGGACGCUGAGAUCACUCUGGAAGCCAAUCCCACCUCGGCAGGUGCCUCGCGGCUGGCGGGAUUCCGGGCGUCGGGCGUCAAUCGCCUCUCCAUCGGCAUCCAGUCCCUGGACAAUGCGGAGCUGAGGCUCCUUGGGAGGAACCACACAGCUGAUGAGGCUCUGGGGACCUUGGAAGAGGCAAAGAAGCUGUUUCCCGGCCGCACGUCCGUUGACCUCAUCUUUGGCCUCCCCGGCCAGAGUGUUUCCUCGUGGGCCGGGGGGUUAGAAGAGCUGCUUCAGCUGUGUGAUGACCAUGUGUCUCUGUACCAGCUGACGCUGGAGAGGGGCACCUCCCUCUUCAAGCAGGUCCAGCGGGGCUCUCUGCCCGUGCCCAAGCAGGAGGUGGUGGCGGAGAUGUAUGAAUCUGCGCGGGAGAUGCUGCGGGACGUGGGAUUCCGGCAGUACGAGGUCUCCAAUUUUGCCAGGAAUGGGGCGCUCAGUACCCACAACCUGUCCUAUUGGCAAGGCAGCCAGUACAUAGGGAUCGGGCCAGGAGCUCAUGGGAGGUUUGUGCCGCGAGCACAUGGCGAGAGCCUUCGGGAAGCCAGGAUACAGACCCUGGAGCCGGACAGCUGGAUGAAGGAGGUGCUGGCCUGCGGACACGGGACCCGGAAGCGGACUGUGCUGAGCCAGCUGGAGGUGUUGGAGGAGGUGUUGGUCCUCGGGCUCCGCACGGACAUCGGAAUCACACACCAGCACUGGCAGCAGUUUGCAACCAGCCUGAGCCUGUGGGACAUGUUUGGAAGUUCAGAGGAAGUGAAAGAGCUGGAGGAUCAGGGCUUGCUGCUUUUGGACAAUAGGGGGCUCAGGUGCUCUUGGAAAGGUUUGGCGGUGCUGGACUCUCUCCUGCUGACCCUUCUCAACCAGCUCCAGCAGUCCUGGGCAGACAGAACAGCCCAUGGGACCUGAAGCUAGACAGCUGUCAACCAGGAAGCAGCAGCCUUUCCCAGCAAACUCCAGCAGUCCUGGAUGGACAGGGCAGACCUGAAAAUGGACAGAUCUUGCAUCCAAUCUGGAAAGCAUUUCAGCAGGGGAGGCCGAUCCUAAGUGUCCAAAGGAACAACUUGGCUCUUGGCUGGAAUCAGUUUGGAGCUCUCAGUUUGCAAAAUCCAGGACGAGGGCCGGAUCCAGGCUUGGAGUAAAUCGGUGGAAUUUGCAUCUGCUUAUUGCAGAGAGGAAGCUGGUCUUUUUUUUUAUGUGCACAAUAUUUGCUCAGUGGCUGCUGCAGAAAAUAGGGUAAAAGCAUUUUAGUUUUAGAUUGACUGGAAAGAUACACAAUAGUGUGGGAUUCAGUGACUUAAACUACUUCAGUGAGGAAAGUCAGUCUCUUCUCUGCAGUCAGCAUGCGAUACUAUCUCCGUGCAGCAGAGGGAGAUGAGUGAAGCAAAAAUACUGCAAUGUCAAACCCCGUGGAAGGGCGAGCAGAUCAUUUCCUGCCCGAGGCGCUGGACUGAACUCCCCACGGUCAGCGCGGGCGACCAGGACCGGCUAGAGCUACCUCUCAUUCUGGCCGAGUUUUCGGAAUCCCUCCGUCUCAUGCCCACUAAUAAAGCAUGUGGGUGCGCCUUGCUCCCUGUCCCCCUGGCCUAGCUCUGUAGCUCUUUAGUAAGACGGACAGGUGAGCUAAGGGCUACCUUGCAAAGGCUGCUGGUUAUUCUCUUUGCCUUUCCCUUGGACUCUGUAGAGUAGCUUGCUGGUCUCAGCAGCCGCCACUCAGUACAGAAGCAGGGCACCCCAAGUCUAACUCCGUCUUUCCCUUACUGUCCUGGAUACCGGAGCCACAAGCAGAGGGGGUAUCACAGAGAUACACAUCCCCCAAUGCCAGAGAGCUGGGAAGGUGCAGAUUAUGCAGCCAAGAAUAAUACAUUAUUGAGCUCCAUUUUCUACCAGGUGCAUUAGCGCCUGGGGUAUCAAUUUACUUCUGGAGGGAAUUCAGUGCUGCCGUGACAGCGCUGGGGAAUGAAGUGCUUUUUGCCCACUGACAGUUACAGCAUAGGCACUGGCAGGCCAAGGCUCUCCUACCCCAUCCCGCUAACACGCCAAAGCCCUGACUUCGUGCUAAGAGGAGAGUUUGUCUUCAGUGGCCCUUUCACCCCUUGGCCUCACUGCUGAAUGGAACGAAGGUUUAGAGACUUGUCUUUAGAUGGCAAUUCAUAUGACAGUAGCACCUAAAGGCCCCCAUCAGGAUCAAGGCCCCAUUGUGCCAGGUGCUGUACAUACAC
Molecule: messenger RNA, 2749 nt
Organism: Terrapene triunguis (Three-toed box turtle)
Lineage: Eukaryota; Metazoa; Chordata; Testudines; Emydidae
Gene: RSAD1
Product: radical S-adenosyl methionine domain containing 1
Exons: 8
Coding region: 327-1436 (369 amino acids)
Biological process (GO): porphyrin-containing compound biosynthetic process
Cellular component (GO): cytoplasm
Molecular function (GO): 4 iron, 4 sulfur cluster binding; coproporphyrinogen oxidase activity
Source: RefSeq, a predicted model, not a curated record